This is a messenger RNA of Rotaria socialis, 312 nucleotides long. Lineage: Eukaryota; Metazoa; Rotifera; Eurotatoria; Philodinida; Philodinidae. The record is from the annotation of a GenBank genome assembly.
AUGUCUUCAUCAACUUUCAAUGAGCUCAAUAGUGCGUUGACAACUGGAACUAUUGUUGCCGCUGUAAUCGGUUCGAUUUCAGUCACUGCGCUCAUCAUCGGAACUAUUAUAGUUAUUGUCUGUAUUAUCAAACAUUUCAAUCGUCGACGCGGUAUAGCAACGCAAGGAAGAGUUAUCCAACCACCACAACCAUAUGCAUAUCCACAUUCUUGGUCACAACAGUAUCCACCGAAUAUAACUAGUGUAGAAAAUUAUCCAUCUCAGCAAGGACUACAUUUUUCGCCCUAUUCAGGAUCCACAACAACUUAUUAA